GACAACAACAACAUAUUGACAGAUGUUGGAAAUCGAAUCGAAACGAAAUUCCUCGCAAAAUGUCAAUAAAUGUUUUGUUGAGAUUAAUAAUUAUUAUUAACAAUAAAAUAGGACGCGCUUCUUGCAAGUGCUGAACUUUAAAACUUGACAUACAUGUGCUAUGAACAUAUAUCUGAUGAUAUGAAGCUGUGAUUAUUUUUGGGCAUUUUGAUUAGCUAAAAGUUGCUCGCGUCUCCAAGAAUGCAGAGGAAACCAGGAUUCCCCGUAGCAAACUGCAACAUCAAAAUGCCGGAUACUUCGAUAGUCCCAGACAUAGCUGGCGAUGAUGAUUGGGAGCCGCAGCAGCGGAGACAGCAACUCAUUAAUUUUGGCCACUCGCAGUGGACAUUCAAUAAUUGGAGUUGGUUGGUGACUAAACAGGAUUUGGAUUUUGUAGAAUUAGUAAAUGGAAAAUAUACAGCUGGUGUGGCAGCUUUUGUCAAUGUAACUGUGAAGAGCCUCGACAUCCAUCGUGAGAAUGUUGGGUACGCUACAUCUGUGGGAGUUACUAAAGGAUCUGCUAUACAUAGGGCAAGAAAGUGUGCAGUAACGAACGCCUUGCGCGAAACGCUGCUCAGUUUCGGCGGGAACGUCGCGUCAGAUCUGCUAGAAUUAUUAGAAACUAACAAAACGGAGACACCAGUGGAGCCGCAGCAGGAGAACAACCAAAACCUGCUGAACAAGCCGACGGAGCCGAAGAACUCGCAGCGCAAGGAGCCGGAGGUCGUGAGCGCGGUGCGGGUGCCGCCGCCCGCGAUCAAGAACGCGCCGCCCGUGGCGCUGGCGCACGUGCCGCCCAUGCCGGCCAACCUGCCGCCCAGCGUGCCGCCCAGCGUGCCGCCCAGCGUGCCGCCCGCCAGCCUGCCGCCGCGCCCGCCCGCCAACGCCCCGCGCCCGCCGCGCCCCAACGUAAGUUUCGUGGUGCCGCUGGUGGGGGGCGUGGUGCCCCCCCCGCUGUACGCGCCCCCCCGCCUGCCCGCGCCGCCCCCGCUCUACCCCAACGCCUACUACGAGUACUCGGGCCCGUGGCACUUCGCCUACGAGCCGUACGACCGGUCGCACGGUAACGUCAACCUGAACUUCAACGUGCCGCCCAAGAACCUCGUGGUGAACGGGCGCGCGGGCUCCGUCGAGUGCAAGAACGCGUGCCGGCAGGGCCCCGGACACGAGGAGCCCGGCCCCUACCCGCCGCCGCAGAACCAGGGCUGCUGGAUCAAGCCGACGAUCUUCUACGACGGCUUCUGGACGGAGCAGAAGGUGAAGAAGUGGGUGGCGGAGCAGGUCGAGAAGCAGUUCCCGGAGGACGCGUCCAAGGCUUCGUCGCCGGGCGGCCCGCCGGAACCCUCCGCGCCCAAGUCCUAAGGGUGGAGUGGAACAUAUGCUGUCCGAUCCUAUAUGUUGCGGGUGCAAAAUAUAAACAAAAAAUACACUGCUAGUGAUUACUCCUUGCCGACGUUUAAUCGGUGCGCCCGAAUUUAUUAUUUUCGUCUCUCUAAUAACGAGUCUCAAUAUUGAGAUUAAAAAUAAAAGCAAUUUUAAUGCAUUUUUAUCCCUGUAAAAGGGUUUAUGUUUCGCCCCGCGUCACAGCAUAUGUUUAGAACCUAGUGUGCUCAAACCCUAAAAAGUAUAUUUUAAAUCUCUAGACACGUAGCGUUUCGAAGUUAGUGAUAUAUACACUUAGUUGAUGUAAGUAACUAUAUUUUUAUUCAAAAUACACUAUUUUUUAUCGAAUUUUUCCUGAAGUUACUAGUUAUAGGUAUAGGAUGUUAGGAUGUCGGCCGUUUGAAGCUUAGCGUUGCAGAGAAAUAUAAUAGGGGUGGUUAAGGAGCUAAAUAAAAUGAACAUUAAUUUUAUGGAUUGAAACUUUCAUUUCAUAGUUAUCAAUCGAUAGUAUUAAAGUACACUUAUGUUUUCUUGACAAAGAAUCCGAAUAAAUUUCUAUAUUAAACUAUUCAAAUACAAUAAAACACUUGAAAGUCUUAUUUUACUUGUUAAUUUUUAACAAAGUAAAAGUACGAUUUUCAAAGACUUCAAAAACAACUAAAUCGCCCCGCAGAAUGAAAUAGAAUCGGUAUAGUUUGCUUUCUAUAGGUACUGUGUGCAGGAUUUGUAGUUGUUUUAAGCAAUAAUAGAUUAUUAUAUGUAUAUUAAGCCAAUUAAAAUUGAUCCGAUCACUGUCACGAAGUUUUAACAAUAGCUGAGAGUAAUGUGAGCAUUGCCCGGUUCUUAUUUCUAUUUAGGUAUUUAAUAAAUUUAAAACUACGAUUAUUUAUAUAAUAACAUCUAUAUACAGACAAACACACACCUACUUAAACGUAUUUAAGUAACACAGUCUGACGAGCACGCAUUAAAAAAUUGUGUGAAAGUAUUGGUAUAAGCAAUUAGAGUUUAAGAAGCUUUGCAAUCAAUCAGUCAAUUGCAUUUUACAAAAGCCAAGAAUUUACAUAACAUACUUAACAUACAUACACUACACUACAAUAUUUACAUGAUAUUAUUUUAUAGGUACUCAAUAUUUUGGAAGUAACCAGGCAAUGCUGGUACCCGCCAGCUAUUUUGCCUAUAUAUUUACAUAGGUAGCUAUAUAGAAAUGUUUACAAAUUUUUAUAAACAAAGUAUUGUACUCGAAUUUAGUUCUAAAUAAAGGAAUUGCAUUAUGUACAUAGUUCGUACGUAGAUAUAAUGAUAUUGUGUGGUAUUCAAUACGUGUUUUUAUUACAAUAAAUUGUUUGAAAUUGAAA
Messenger RNA from Colias croceus (clouded yellow), 2777 nucleotides. Its product is annotated as pollen-specific leucine-rich repeat extensin-like protein 2. Lineage: Eukaryota; Metazoa; Arthropoda; Insecta; Lepidoptera; Pieridae. Gene Ontology annotation, biological process: double-strand break repair via single-strand annealing; mitotic recombination; double-strand break repair via homologous recombination. Gene Ontology annotation, cellular component: nucleus. The transcript has 4 exons. The record is from RefSeq and is a predicted model, not a curated record. The coding region runs from base 241 to 1401 and encodes 386 amino acids.